Molecule: messenger RNA, 1481 nt
Organism: Elgaria multicarinata webbii
Lineage: Eukaryota; Metazoa; Chordata; Lepidosauria; Squamata; Anguidae
Gene: HMBS
Product: hydroxymethylbilane synthase
Exons: 14
Coding region: 95-1171 (358 amino acids)
Biological process (GO): heme biosynthetic process
Cellular component (GO): cytoplasm
Molecular function (GO): hydroxymethylbilane synthase activity
Source: RefSeq, a predicted model, not a curated record
GAGACUCCCCCGUCAGCCCCAGGCAGGGCAAGGCAGCGAAAGAGGCAGCUCUCCCCCACUCCUCCAGCAAAGACCCCACGGGCUCCCGGCUGAGAUGGCAAUGGAGGGGCAGCAGCGUCCGGACAAAAAUGGCUUGAAGAACCAGAUUAUCCGUGUGGGAACCAGGAAGAGCCAGCUGGCCCGGAUCCAGACGGACAGCGUGGUGCAGAUGCUGCAGGAACACCACUCGCACCUCCGCUUCGAGAUUGUUGCCAUGUCCACCACUGGGGACAAGAUCCUGGACACGGCGCUGUCCAAGAUUGGGGAGAAAAGCCUCUUCACCAAGGAGCUGGAAAAUGCACUGCAAAGGAAGGAGGUUGACUUGGUGGUGCACUCCCUGAAGGACCUGCCCACGUCCCUCCCGCCCGGCUUCACCAUUGGCGCCGUCUGCAAGAGAGAGAGCCCCUACGACGCCGUGGUCUUUCACCCCAGACAUGCUGGCAAAACCCUCAGCAGCCUCCCCGAGAAGAGUGUGAUUGGGACCAGCUCACUUCGUCGGGCAGCUCAGCUGAAGAGGAUGUUCCCUCAGCUGGAAUUCCGGGAUAUUAGGGGCAAUUUGAACACCCGCUUGAAGAAGCUGGACGAGAAGGAGGACUUCAGCGCCAUUGUUCUGGCUGCUGCCGGCCUGCGGCGGAUGGGCUGGGAGAGCCGCAUUGGCCAGAUCCUGAGCCCCACGGAGUGCUUAUACGCUGUCGGGCAGGGUGCCCUAGCUGUGGAGGUGAGAGCCAGAGACCAGGAGAUUCUGGACAUGGUGUCUGUUCUGCACGAUGGGGAGACCGUGCUGCGCUGCAUUGCCGAGAGGGCCUUCAUGAAGCACCUGGAGGGUGGCUGCAGCGUGCCGGUGGCAGUGACCACCCUGCUGAAGGACUUUCAGUUAUAUAUGACUGGAGCCGUUUACAGCCUGGAUGGAUCCGACAGCCUGCGGGAGACCAUGCAAACCAGCGUGAAUUUCUCACAGGAGAACGGAGAUGGGCCCAAUGAUGACAUCCAGCACGUCGGCAUCACAGCCAAGAACAUCCCCCACCUGGCUCAAGAGGCUGCAGAGAAGCUGGGCAUUGAGCUGGCUGGGCUGCUGUUGAGCCGAGGGGCCGGGCACAUCCUCAGCGUGGCCAGGCAGCUGAACGACGCCUGAGGGGCUGCUCCCCACACCACUUGCCAAUUUCUCCCCUCUCUUAGAGAUCUUAAUUUAUUACGGUAGCUACCACUGUUCAUUUCAGCUCCUACAGACUGGCUAAUAGUCUCAUUUUUUGCUGAAUGUUGCUGCUGGCAAGGAUCAUUCCCAGUAACACACAGCUCAAAAUUCGAGGAACCCUCACAAAGAAGCUGGACUCACACUUUUGUUCUUACACAAGGCAGAGGCGGGGUACCAGUUGUAUAGAAUUAAGUGAUUCAUAUUGGUUUAUAAUUAUUGCCAAAAUUGAUUAAAGACAUCUAAACUGAAA